This is a messenger RNA of Papaver somniferum (opium poppy), 2027 nucleotides long. Its product is annotated as glutathione synthetase, chloroplastic-like. Gene Ontology annotation, molecular function: ATP binding; glutathione synthase activity; glutathione binding. Bases 102 to 1775 code for a protein of 557 amino acids. Lineage: Eukaryota; Viridiplantae; Streptophyta; Magnoliopsida; Ranunculales; Papaveraceae. Gene Ontology annotation, biological process: glutathione biosynthetic process. Gene Ontology annotation, cellular component: cytosol. The transcript has 12 exons. The record is from RefSeq and is a predicted model, not a curated record.
GGUGUUUAGAUCGGUGGUUGCCACACACGUGCUGACGUCACAGCUGUGAAAAUCCGAUAAUUUGAUUUGAUUUUGAUUGGUAAAGUCAAGUUUAAAGCAGGAUGGGAAAUGGUUCUUCUUCAUGUCUCACUGUCUCGGUUCCCAAUCCUUAUAUAACAACCAUUUCACCCUGUAAAUCAAAGUCCCUUUCAUCAUCGACUUCCAUUCCCACCUUCUCCACAAAUAUUAUACCUCAAAAUUUCUUAAUCAAAAUACCCAUAACCAUGAGCAAUCACUCCUCACCGUCGAAUUUAAGUGUAAAGUGUGGUGGUGGAGUUGAAAUUAAAGAAACCCAAGAUGAAAAUACAUCAAAUAAACCCAUCUUUGAAACACUUAAUUCAGUUCCUGAUUUGCUACAGAAGUUGAUUUAUGAUGCUCUUGUUUGGACUUCUCUUCAUGGUCUUGUUGUUGGUCACAAAUCCCUACAGAAAUCAGGAACUGUUCCUGGAGUGGGCAUGGUACAUGCCCCGUUUGCAUUGUUGCCCAUGUCUUUCCCUAAGAGUCAUUGGGAACAAGCGUGUGAGUUGGCUCCAGUUUUUAAUGAGCUCGUAGAUCGUGUUAGCCUCGACGGCAAGUUUCUACAAGAUUCAUUGUCCAGAAUGAAAAAAGUGGAUGCUUUCACCAGUAGACUCUUGGACAUUCAUUCGAAGAUGCUAGAACUUAAUAAGAAAGAGGAAAUUCGGUUGGGUUUGCACCGUUCUGAUUAUAUGCUUGAUGCUCAAACUAAAGAACUUCUACAAAUAGAGCUCAAUACCAUUUCUUCUUCGUUUUCUGGGCUUAGCUGUCUUGUAGGCGACCUUCAUAGGAACUUGCUUAACCAGUACAAAGGACUCGGAUUAGAUUCCAAAAGGGUUCCGGCAAAUGGUUCUGUCAAUCAGUUUGCAGAGGCUCUUGCUUUAGCAUGGAAGGAAUACAAUAACCCCAGGGAUGUAGUUAUGAUUGUUGCUCAACCCGAAGAAACCAACAUGUAUGACCAGCAUUGGCUCUCUUUCGUACUAAAGGAGAAACAUGGCGUGACAAUGAUUCGGAAAACUUUACGAGAGGUGGAUGAACAGGGGGAGCUUCAACCAGAUGGAACACUUAUCAUAGGUGGCCAAGCUGUUGCAGUUAUAUAUUUCAGAGCUGGGUAUACACCAAAUGAUUAUCCAUCAGAAUCUGAAUGGAGAGCUAGGCUAUUAAUGGAGCAGUCUUUGGCUGUCAAAUGUCCAUCUAUUUCUUACCAUUUGACCGGCACGAAGAAGAUUCAGCAAGAAUUGGCAAAACCAGGUGUACUUGAGAGGUUCAUGGAGGACAAGGAUGACAUUGCAAAACUAAGGAAGUGCUUUGCUGGAUUGUGGAGUUUGGACGAUACAAAUGUCAUGAAGGACGCCAUUGAAAGACCCGAAUCGUUUGUUCUCAAACCCCAACGAGAAGGAGGACGAAACAACAUCUAUGGCAAAGAUCUCAGUGAAACCCUAUUAAAAUUGCAGAAGGAAAAUAGUGAGGAACUAUCUGCAUACAUCCUCAUGCAAAGAAUUUUCCCAACAUCUUCUCAAACAUUCCUCGUUAGAGAUGGCAUUUGUCAUCAAGACCAAGCUAUAUCUGAACUUGGGAUAUAUGGUGCUUAUCUCAGGAGCAAAGGGAAGGUCAUCCUUAAUGAGCAAAGCGGUUACCUGAUGCGGACGAAGGUUUCAUCGUCCGAUGAAGGUGGGGUUGCGGCUGGGUUUGCAGUCCUGGAUAGCGUGUACCUAACCUGACCAAAUUUACGUUUAUUGAGGUACCUAUUGAUGGUUUUAUUAUAAAACCACUUUACCCAUUCACUGGUCAGCAAAAAUUACAUUCACAUACUUAUUAUGGUGAACACUUGAUUAUUUGACUGUAAAACUCUUGCUUCGUCAAUUUCCCUGUAAGUUGAAAAGGUUCCGUUUGGGUGUUGAAAUAGGUACCAUGUGUGCAUUGUUUUGAUUAUUUUAUUUUAUUAUAUGCAGAAGUAGAAUAUGAAACUGAAA